Suillus paluster is the source of this 891-nucleotide messenger RNA. RefSeq lists its product as uncharacterized. Lineage: Eukaryota; Fungi; Basidiomycota; Agaricomycetes; Boletales; Suillaceae. The record is from RefSeq and is a predicted model, not a curated record. The coding region runs from base 1 to 891 and encodes 296 amino acids. The transcript is spliced from 10 exons.
AUGCUGACUGCUCCACAGAAUAUGUCAUGGAGGCUGAAUACUGGUGAGUCGAGCUUGAUGUACAGUGGCAGCAGAUUUGAUCCUUCAUUGCUACUGACGCAACCUAGGAAGCACUGCAUGCUUUUCCCCAACAAUUGGUCCAUAACCGAUGAUGUCUUGACAGAGCUUGAACAAAUGAUCCUGCACGCCAUGCCUGAUAACAUUGCUUUGACCACAUCAGUCAUUCCAUUCAAUCAGGAAGAACUUACAAAAAUGCUGGAUCUCAUGGCAUGCCUCAAAUAUGCAAUCGACAAAUGGUUCCCGCAUGCGAAGUGCAUUGUAGCAUGGUUCAUGGAGAAUUUUGCAUUGGUCAAAUUCUUUAAUUUUGCAGGCAGCCCGAAGCAACAGCAUUCGCUGCUCAUCCAGAUAUCAUUCCUCUGUCUGUUCUAUGCUCCAUGGAACUACACGAAAGAGCUGGAUGAUAUCUAUGUGGACAAAUUGAUCAACCGCACACUCUGGAAGCAGUUUACAGCUAGGUUGCAAGAUGAUUGGUCUGCUCUAGCAAUAACCGCGACCGUGAUGCUCAAUGCAAACAUUGCUUUGCUUGCACUUGUUAGUGAUGCACCACUGGCAAAACUGUUCAGCUGUAUCUCAAUGGUGAAAGAACUCCUGGAAAGAAUAUCGCAUCCAAUAUUUGGAACGGAGGCGCUAGCUAUCAUAUACAGUCUUCCCUACACACUUCUGAUCUGGAGUAUGGUGUUCUUUGUCGUCGCUUUUGCAUGCAUGGUAUAUCGCUCACAGACACCAGUAAGGCAAUUUACUUUCAAUGUCACUUUCGGCGUCACUGGCGGGCUGGUGUUCGUGUUAGUGUGUUGGACGGCAUGGAUGACACGUGUUACAAAGAAGGACUGA